AGGUGGGGGAGGGCGGUCUGUGUGUGUCUGUGUUGUUGUUCCGCGGCGGCGGCAGCGGCGGCGGCGGCAAGAUGGCUGCCCACGGGGGCUCCGCGGCGUCCUCGGCACUGAAAGGGUUAAUUCAGCAGUUCACCGCCAUCACCGGGGCAAGUGAAAGUGUUGGGAAACAUAUGCUUGAAGCCUGCAACAAUAACCUGGAGAUGGCAGUCACUAUGUUUUUGGAUGGUGGAGGAAUCGCUGAAGAGCCUAGUACCAGUUCAGCAAGUGUCUCUACUGUCAGACCACACACAGAAGAAGAAGUUCGUGCCCCAAUUCCUCAAAAGCAAGAAAUAUUGGUGGAACCAGAACCUUUGUUUGGUGCUCCUAAAAGACGACGGCCUGCACGCUCAAUAUUUGAUGGUUUCCGGGACUUUCAAACUGAAACUAUUCGACAAGAACAGGAAUUAAGAAAUGGAGGAGCAAUAGAUAAGAAACUAACUACCCUUGCAGAUCUAUUCCGGCCACCCAUUGAUUUGAUGCAUAAAGGCAGCUUUGAAACAGCGAAAGAGUGUGGCCAGAUGCAGAAUAAGUGGCUGAUGAUAAACAUUCAAAAUGUACAAGACUUUGCAUGCCAGUGCCUCAACCGUGAUGUAUGGAGCAAUGAAGCUGUGAAGAAUAUAAUACGGGAACAUUUCAUUUUCUGGCAGGUGUAUCAUGACAGUGAGGAAGGUCAGAGAUACAUACAGUUUUAUAAGCUAGGGGAUUUCCCCUAUGUUUCCAUCUUGGAUCCGCGGACAGGUCAGAAGCUAGUAGAGUGGCACCAGUUAGACGUAUCUUCUUUCUUGGACCAAGUGACAGGAUUUCUGGGUGAACAUGGGCAACUGGAUGGACUUUCUAGCAGUCCCCCGAAAAAAUGUGCCCGUUCAGAGAGCCUUAUAGAUGCAAGUGAAGACAGCCAGCUAGAAGCUGCCAUCAGAGCCUCCUUGCAAGAGACACAUUUUGAUUCAACACAGACAAAACAGGAUAGUCGCUCAGAUGAAGAAUCUGAAUCUGAACUUUUUUCUGGCAGUGAGGAGUUCAUAUCUGUGUGUGGCUCUGAUGAAGAAGAGGAGAUAGAGAAUCUUGCCAAGUCCAGAAAGUCUCCCCACAAAGAUUUGGGGCAUAGGAAAGAGGAGAAUAGAAGGCCACUGAGUGAGCCUCCAGCCAGAACUGAGCCUGGAACAGCCACAAAUCACCAAGGAUUGCCAGCCAUGGAUUCAGAAAUAUUGGAGAUGUCACCUGAAAAAUCAGAUGGAAUAGUGGAGGGCAUAGAUGUAAAUGGACCAAAAGCACAGCUGAUGUUGCGGUAUCCAGAUGGGAAAAGGGAACAGAUCACUCUUCCAGAGCAAGCUAAGCUGCUGGCUUUGGUGAAGCAUGUUCAGUCCAAAGGAUAUCCAAAUGAACGUUUUGAACUUCUCACCAACUUCCCUCGAAGGAAACUCUCUCAUCUGGACUAUGACAUUACAUUACAAGAGGCAGGCCUUUGUCCUCAAGAGACUGUCUUCGUACAGGAAAGAAAUUAACAUCAUGGUCUGACCUCUCUCAGCUUACCCCUUUUUUCCCUUUUCCUGUGAGAUACCAUGUCACUGAGUAUGCAUUUUGGCUCAUAGGAUCAUAGAGCCAAAGUUGGGCAAGCAAGUCACCUGCCUUCUCUUUUAUUUCUUGCUCUGUCCUAUAAUCAGUCUUAUUCUGCCCCCGCCCCCCGUACCAUCCUUCCCCUAUUUUUCUCUCCUCUCCUGUUUCCUUCUUUUUUCUACUAUUCUUUCUUUCUUGCCUAAUCUGGUGACCAAAUGGAAGUGUAAGGACAAGACCUCCUAGUACUGGCAGCAAGAAAUGUACGUUCCAAUAAGUGGUCUCUUGCAUGGCAUUUUUUCAGGAUCAAAUGCUGUUAACUCCUCAGACUCCUUUGGUAAAGGAAUGGCUAGAGUCAGAAUAGGAACAGCCUCCCUCUUUUGUAGGUCCCAUUUUUAGUAGGGAGAAGUUCUCUAAAACGUUUUGUUUUAUCAUUCAUGUAAGAAAGAUCAUGUACAAAAAUAUCCAAGCUUUUGUUUACAUGGAAAAAGCAUACUUUAAAAUUAUUACUCAUCAUAUUUAAAUUUUUUUCCAAAGGAUUCCCAUCUUCUCAGCUAGAAUUAUUUCCAUGAAAUGCAUUAUUGGUAGAAUGAGUGUCAAAUGUAGGGCGAGUAACAUGGGGUGGCUUUCAGUAUCCUAGCCUGAGGCAGCUUUCUUCAUUAGUCCAUUUGUCCUCUGUAACCUGUAGUGAUCCUGCUAGUCCUGAAACAGACAGUUAGUCAGCAUAUUGUGGUGAUCGGGAUAGAAAGGUGCUUGCUGUUCCGGCCAGUACAGCAUAUUAGUUCCUUUGGCCCUUCCAUUGUUGGGUCCACAAAUGAUCUAUAGGAAGGCAGCUGUUCAAUAAUAAUGCAGUACAAUAGCUUGUAGUUGUAACCACUAUGGUUAUUGAUUGUCCUAUGUGCUUUAAGGCAUACUUACAUAUGUCCCAGAGGAGAAAGAAGAAGGUGCAGCUGAGAAUUGCUAACCAUAUUCCUUUGGUGAGAAAUACUGAUUCAUUUUUUACCCCUUGUUGGAACAGUCUCUAAAAGGCUCUGGUGACUGAAUGAGCUUAAUUCCUCAUGCUGUUUUCUUGCAAAAGGCAUCAAAACUGAAAGCCUCUCUCUCCAAGGGAAGACCUUUAAAUUCAAUUCAUAAGACAACAUUUAAUAAGGCAGGUGGGGAAGAUUAACAGUAAUCUUCAAGUGAUGUGGGUUUUUUCUGCCAACAAAAGCAACAUUCAAAUUGUAGUUGGUUUCAGUAUUAUUUAGAAAAGGCCACCUUGAAUCUGUAUAAUACUGUUUGACUUACCAGUUUCACUAUAUACUCAGUUCUUAUUUUGAGCUUUAAGUAGAGAUCUCUACAAGGGUUUAGUAGUGAUUCUGGUGGCAAAAUCAGAACUUUAACUUGUUAUAAAGCUGUACCAUAGAAUUUGAGAUUUAGAUGAUUCUUCUACCUGAGGAACUGCUAUUGCUCACAGACCUUUAGAUUCCCAUCUACUUUAAGAUCCCUCUCUUGGCAACUGGGGGACUUUUAAAAACGUGGUCAUGUGUUGCUUGUACACAGUGAGAGAAUAUGGUUUCUGAUGGUUGGAUUUUGAGGUGCCCUCCCUAUGGAAUGAGUUAUGUAUCUCCUCAAGGACAUCAUGGAAACUGUUUAUUCUUCAGUGAGUCGCUUUGAAUUAAUGUUCUUACAUUUUUUUCUAAGUCUGUGUAAGUGCUUAUGUAUAAGUAUAUAAUUGUAUAAAUAUUUAUAAAUAUAUUUAUAUAAUUACAAUUUCAUUUAUACCUUGAGUCAAAGUUCUCUCUUUAGAUUGGUGACUGAGAAUACCACUGGCAUUUUCUUCAUAGGCUCUCAAGGCAACUAGCAGCUUCUGAUUUAUUGAGGAAAGGUGGUUUUCAUGCUAAUUCCUCAGUUGUAUCUCUAAACUUGGAAAAUCUACUUGCUAUCUGAGGAAUAGAGCUGUGUACUAUCAAAGGUGCAGUAUAAGUAAAAAUAUUGUUGGUAGUAGGUAAGGUCAGAAAUCUAAAAAUUCAGGGAGGCAGGGAGGCACAGGGUAGGAACUAAGGGUAUGCCAGCUUUGGUGGUGUGAAGGCACCUGUCUCCACUCUCAGCAAAGCCACAGCUAAAGCCCAAAUCUGUCAAAAAUGUGAAGUUAAAGAAUUUUCCCUUUAGGGCUGUUUUGUUCUUCUACCUGUUAGCUUCUCUACAAAACAUAUCUACAGAACCUGAGGUAACAUGGUAAUGAUAGGAUGUAGUUCUUGACAAGCUCAGCCCUUGCAUAUCCAUUUAUGAGAAACCAAAGUGACUUUUUCAACUUGGAUUACUGUGAAAUGACCAAGUACAUAUAAAGUGAUUUAAGUAAUUAUAUCAAAGAGAAAGGGCAUGAAAUACUGAUCCAACUUAGAUACAGCUAAGGUUAUUAGAGUACAAGAUGUGCAAAGGAUUUUAUUUUGUUUUGAGGCAGGAGUGUGAUUAUCUUGGGCUUGAUAGACCUAUGGGGAAGAGAUUAUGGAUUGUACAUGGGAAGAGUAUUUAAGGAGUAUUACUUUGCUUAUGAACUUAAUCCAUUUAGGGAAUAUGCUUCCUCUAGUUUGUCUCAUUUCCUCUGCACAUUCCUUUUGUCUUUGGAGGAGAGGUUUUAUUGAAUAGAUUAAGUGAGAUUAGUAAGAUUAGUUAAAAAUAGUCAUUCCGUGAGGGUAUUGGAAACAGCUUGAAAGAGAUUUUAAAAGGUAGGGAGGAAAAGAACAUAGACCUUGAUAGUAAGUGACAAGAGACAAAUAUAGGGAGAUGAAAUGGAAAACAGUUGGAGGAAAAAGUGAUAGGAACCUCUUUUGAAUUUGAUUUAGGAAUGAGCCAGAGGAAAGGAAGAACAGCCAAAUGAGAAGAAUGGGGAACUAAUUUUGAGUAACUAGCAUGUACUAGGUACUUUUAUGUGCAUUUUCUCCUUUAAUCUUAAGAACUCUACAAAAUGCCUCUUUUCCCCAUUUUAUAGGUAAGAAAGAGGUUUAAGUUCAGAUAACUUAUUCAGGAUAUCAAAGCUAGUUAAGUGGCAAAUCAAAAUUGGCAUUCAGAGUCCAUGUAUUUUUUUACUCCCAUGCUAUCCUGUAGUCUCCUACAAAAAGGGAAUCAGUUUACUCAGAAGGUUAUCUUCCUGUUUGGCUCUGUGAAUUAUCAUUUGGUUUUGUUUCCUUAAAGCUUGUGAGAUUUGCACUAUGCCUGAAAAUUCUUAUUUAUGCCAUUUUUUUGAGGGGCUGAUUAUUGCUUUUUAAAAAUGAUGCAGUGAUGAAAAAUGUGAAAGGAAAAUAACUAUGUGACAUUAUCAAGCAUAAAUGGAAGGAUAAAAAAUAAUUUUUAAAAAACCAUUUUUCAGAAAAGAUGAAGGUUAUCUUUUCAGUGUCCCAUGCAUACCAGAUUAUUGAACCCUCUGUAUGUUUUUAAAUCUUCCAUAAAAUUCUACUUCAUUGACUCUGUAAGUCAACAAUUAUUUGUUGAAUCCUUUAAUCAAAAUAGGAAAUAUCUUGAAGUCUGAUAUCUAGUCCUCUGCCUUUUUUAUCCAGUUGGAGAGAUACACUACACUACACAUGAUAUAAUUGGAGAACAUGUAAAUGCUUGCCUUUCUGGGCCUGAACUGUAAUUACAAUAGAGUUUUAGAAAAGGGAAAGAAUAGUGUAGGCUUUAAUUAGGAAAGUCUUCACAAAAGAAUAAAACUGAAAAGUGUCAAACUCUGUAGCUCAAAUUUUCUUUUGACUCACCUGUACUCUUUAGUUCUGCCUUUUGUAACUACUAAACUUGGAGCAUGUCAUUUAUCAGUAAGGCAUCCCUAGUGCCCAACCAGGGAUGGUAUAUUGAUCCCAGGACUAAAGAUUUUAGCUAGCAGGGAUCUCUCUUGGACACUUAGGAAACUACCAGAGGGAGUCACCAGCAACUGAAAAGUAGAAGAAAAACUUAAUUUUUCUACCCAGGUACAAAUGAAAUGUAUAGUACAUUAUAUAUGAUAUGCAGAAGGGCACUAUAUGUAGGUAUAUGUGGACUUGUAUAACAGCUCUGCUGCUAAUUAACAAAGAAUGAAUUGGACUAGAUCAGUCAUUCUCAGUCUUUUCAAGUGAAAGGACUCAUAAUUUCAAAAUUUGACAGGAGUGUGGAAUUUGGGGUUUAAAUGUUAAUGUCAUUAAUUCCACAGAUAGGAAAAAUCUAAGUGCAUAUGGAAUUGGAGCCCCUAUAAAAACUCUAGGAACCCACAGAUUAUAGACACUGAAUUAGAUUAUCGCUGAAGUCCUUUCUCCAAAACUUAAUGCUUCUGGUCUCUCCCCUUCACUACAUAUUAUCUCUGGGCUAAUUUAAAGUAUACUUGUUAAUCAGUUUCUUGGCUCUUUCUGUGUUGAGGUUUCAUUUGCCCUGUAACUUGAUCUAUCCUGUGAUGACUGAAAUCUCCAAAAAAGGGGAGUAUAAUAGUUGAAGAUCUAGUAAUGAUCUUUUAAACACAAUUCAUUAAUUUAAAAAACUUAGUGCUGUGUUCCUAGUGUUGAGCAUGACUAAAAUGUAACUAA
Messenger RNA from Manis javanica (Malayan pangolin), 6116 nucleotides. RefSeq names its product UBX domain protein 7 (gene UBXN7). Gene Ontology annotation, biological process: proteasome-mediated ubiquitin-dependent protein catabolic process. Gene Ontology annotation, cellular component: nucleus. NCBI's taxonomy places the organism in Eukaryota, Metazoa, Chordata, Mammalia, Pholidota, Manidae. Gene Ontology annotation, molecular function: ubiquitin binding. The record is from RefSeq and is a predicted model, not a curated record.